This is a messenger RNA of Mytilinidion resinicola, 951 nucleotides long. Its product is annotated as HSP20-like chaperone. Lineage: Eukaryota; Fungi; Ascomycota; Dothideomycetes; Mytilinidiales; Mytilinidiaceae. The transcript has 4 exons. Bases 1 to 951 code for a protein of 316 amino acids. Gene Ontology annotation, biological process: mitochondrial respiratory chain complex II assembly; response to hydrogen peroxide; protein folding. The record is from RefSeq and is a predicted model, not a curated record.
AUGGCUAAGCUAUCUGGCCUGCAACGAGAUGUACUAGCGCUCUACCGCCAAUGCCUGAGGGCGGCGAGAGCGAAGCCUGCUGAAACUCGAAAGAACUUUGAAGACUUUGCGCGAAAAGAAUUCCGGGAACACAUCCACCUCAACAAGAAAGACUUCUCGACAAUUGAGUACAUGCUUCGCCGCGGCAAUCGGCAACUCGAAAUCUACGCCGAUCCGGUCAUUACCAAACGAGCACUCCCACUCCGAACAUCACCAACAACCCGCAAAAUGUCUCUCUUCCGCCCCUUCUUCAACACCACCAACUCCCAUCAAAACGACCUCUUCUCCCUCCUCAACCUUCUCGAGGAGCCAGUCAACCGCCCGCAGUCCCUGCGCCGCCGUCUCGCCGAGACCCAAACCUUGACCUUCGCUCCCAAGUUCGACAUCAAGGAAACCAAGACCGGCUACGAGCUCCAUGGCGAACUCCCCGGCAUCGAGCAGAAGAACAUCGAGAUCGAGUGGUCCGAGGGCAACGUCUUGAGCAUCCACGGCCGCACCGAGUACAACCGCAGCGAGGGCGACGCCUCGGAGAAAGUCCAGGAAGAGGGCUGGGAGACCGCCGAAGCCCAGGAGCACGAAUCCGAGAACGGCUCUGAAUCGCACUACCACAAGGCGACUGUCGAGGACGCCGCCGACCCGGCUGACUCGAGCACUGCCCCUGCUGCUACCGAGACCGAGAAGACGGAGGUCGCGAAGACACCGGCUGCAGAGGUCGCGGCGCAGAAGCCGAAGCCGCAGCCGACUUCCAGGUACUGGAUCACCGAGCGCUCGGUUGGCGAGUUCCAUCGCUCGUUCAGCUUCCCGACGCUGGUUGACCAGGAGAAUGUGAAGGCGAGCCUCAAGAAUGGUGUCCUGAGUGUCUUCAUCCCGAAGAAGGCGAAGCAGCAGGUUCGCCGCAUUCAAGUCGAGUAA